UCGAGCGUCCUUGGCCGGGGGACAAACCACACGGGAGGUCAAAGAGAAGAGGUAAGCUCAAGAAGGAGUGCACAAGACGAUCCCGGCGAUUUCAGAUCGGAGCAACCGUGGUGGUGGAUUUUCGAGAUGGCGGCGGAGAGUCGCCCCGACUGGCUGCCGGAGGGGUGGACGGCGGUGGCGAAGACCACCAGGAGCGGAGCGGUGCUUUGGUGCUUCCAUGAUCCAUAUACUGGAUCCAGAUUUUGUUCAAAGAAAGAGGUACUUCAGCAUCUAAAGUCUGGAAAAUUUCGUGGUUCCCCAACCAAACAGACAAGGAGCAUCACCACAAGAUCUAUGGAAAAACUUUGUGCAUCAACCAAUUUGGAAGAAGAAAACAAGACAAACUCUGCCAAAAAUGAUCAAAUUGAGAAUACUCCAUAUGAGUUGCCUCAUGGCUGGAUCAAAGAGAUCAGAUUAAGAAACUCUGGAACAAAAAUAAAAAAGGAUCCGUUCUACUUUGACCCUGUCAGUGGUUAUGAAUUUCGCUCUCUAAAGGAUGUUUUUCGCUAUCUUGAAACUGGUGACAUUCAUAGCUGUGUAAACAAACCAAAGAAAAGAAGUAUUGAUGACAUCCAUUCCUUAGAAAAGGAAUCACAUCCUCCUGCAGCCAAAAGGGUAGAACAUAGAGGGACUACAGUAAAGAAAUGCCUGUUUCCAGGUGUGAGAAAUAACUCAGAUGUGAAAAUGGUGACUGAGGUCAACGGGUCUCCUGGAAAGUCACAAUUCCAUCCAGCUCGUGUCAUAGAAACAAGUGUGGGAGAAGCUGAUACAGGUUCAAUGACGUUAGUCAAUAUUAAGCACCAUGAUAGAGGUGAUGUGGCAGAGAUUAAAAUAGACCCAGAGCUCAAUUCAGUGCAGCAAGAACUCAAAGUUUCAGGAGAAGUGUUGGAACCAGGUAAAGAAAGUGUCAAGCCAGCAAUAGAAGAUCAAUCAACCAUUUUUAGCUCUCAUCUCUCUGGUUCACAAAAUGUUACAUCAUAUGGUCCUUCACUGGGAAAGCAGCUGAAUGAAUCGAACAAGUUACAACAUGUGUCGGGCUUGCCAGCUUUGGAAGGCAAUUUGUUGGAGGGAAAAAACUUGGUUUUAAAGGAAAAGGAGCAAAUGGAUUUCAAGAAGCCAAGAAGGAAAAGUGUGAAUGGAUCAAGAAAAAAACAGGGUAUGAGAAUAAUCACAAUGCCACACCGAGCAUCUCCAAGAUUGGCUGCACUUAGAGCUAAUACGUUGGUGAAUUCUGCACUUGUUGAAGAGUUUUAUGGGACCGAGGCACACCAAGUGAAUUCAUCGAGUCAGGAUCAUGGUACAAAAUACACACCCGUGGUUGACCAACAAGAAAUGUUACCUGGGGUGGACUUUGAACAUUCUAAGAAGCUUGAAAGCAAGGAUUUUCUUGGAGAAGAAGCUGCUUUGGAAAAUCUCGCUGGAUUAGAAGAAAAGAGCAAAGAUAAACCAGUGUCACAACUCACAUCACCAUUUGGAGAUUCGUGGCCAGACCCAUGCAUAGAAUUUGCUUUCAGGACACUCAUCGGCGAUAUUCCGGUCUCGGAUAAUACUGUAGUAUUCCAAGACUAUCCCCAACAGCAGCAAAUGAGCUCAGCUAUAAGCCAAUCCCCGAGAAGCUCGGAUGCAUUAACUCUGGGUAGUAGUGGAACCGUCAACCAAACCAUGCAUCUCGGCCGGUUGGAGCCACCGAAUAAGAAUAAUCAUGUGUUAUCCUUUGGAGACAUCACAAGGCCUUGCUUUUUGGAAAAAAGCCUGCAGUCCACAAAGAAGCUGGAGGUAAGUCAUCAGAGGUCAGAACUGAAUCCAUAGCUUAUACAACACAAGAUGGAGCUAAACCAUGUGAAAUAAUGACAUGGCGUAAAUAUUCUUUUGGACUUUGACCUUCUUGGUGCCUUCUGAGGCAAUGGAUUCCCCUCAAAUACUGGUGAUAAGACUCUCCCAUUAAACCCUUGUGGUUUAGGUUGUGUGGUAAUUGACAGAAGGGGUUCAAUGUGUUUAAAACAAGAUAAACCCUGUUUUGAUCUGCACUCUUAUCUUUUGAAAACUUGGCCUGUAAAUGGUGAUAUCUGGUAUCAAGUAAUUUGGUACAGCAACCAGCUCAUUCA
Musa acuminata subsp. malaccensis (wild Malaysian banana) is the source of this 2144-nucleotide messenger RNA. Lineage: Eukaryota; Viridiplantae; Streptophyta; Magnoliopsida; Zingiberales; Musaceae. The record is from RefSeq and is a predicted model, not a curated record.